AUGAAUAAAAGCAUCUUAUAUGAUUGGUCAAUGUGUCUGCAGGUAGAAUCUGUGUCCUGCUACUGCAGGGUAGAUGGAGGCCUUAAAACUGUUGUCAAUGCUAGAAAGUUCGUCCCUGGUGCUAGACUGUGCAUGCAACCUGAUGUCAAACCGAACAAGCGCAAGUCAAGGAGCUCACGCAAGGAGAGGUGCCGAACUCAGGCGCCACUUCUGCCUGGACUUCCUGAUGACCUGGCUAUUUCAUGUCUGAUACGGGUUCCUCGAGUGGAGCACCCUAAUCUUCGUUUAGUCUGUAAAAGAUGGAGCCGACUUUUAUCUGGUAAUUAUUAUUACUCACUGCGGAAGAAAUUUGGCAUGGCAGAAGAAUGGGUUUAUGUCUUCAAAAGGGAUCGUGAUCAGAAAAUAUCUUGGCAUGCCUUUGACCCGGUGCACCAGCUCUGGAAGUCACUUCCUCCAGUACCGCCAGAGUAUUCGGAAGCCGUGGGAUUUGGUUGCGCUGUUCUCAGUGGCUGCUAUUUGUACUUAUUUGGUGGCAAAGACUCAGUGCGAGGUUCUAUGAGGCGUGUUGUAUUUUACAAUACUCGGACAAACAAAUGGCACCGGGCCCCAGAUAUGCUACGGAAGCGGCAUUUCUUUGGUUUUUGUGUCAUAAACAACUGCCUCUAUGUUGCUGGUGGGGAGUGUGAAGGGAUACAGAGAACUCUAAGGUCUGCAGAGGUUUACAAUCCGAACAGGAAUAGAUGGUCUUGCAUUACUGAAAUGAGCAUAGGAAUGGUGCCUUUCAUUGGAGUUGUAUAUGAUGGCAAGUGGUUCCUAAAAGGAUUUGAUUCUCACCGGCAGAUUGUGAGCGAGGUCUAUCUGCCAACAUCCAACAUGUGGUCAACCACUGGUAAUGAACUGGUUGCAGGCUUACGGAAUCCAAGCAUUUCAUUUAACGGUCGUCUUUAUUCAGUGGAUUGUCGGGAUGCCUGCAAGCUAAGAGUUUAUGAUGGGGACAAGGGAUUGUGGACAAGGUUCAUGGACAGUCGACGCCAUCUGGGCAGCUCACGGUCUUUUGAAGCUGUGGCUUUGGUCUCACUGGAUGGAAAGAUCUGUGUUAUCCGUAAUAACAUGGGCAUCACCCUUGUUGAUGUCUGUGACCCAACAACAGUUAUUGAGAUUGACAGUGCCCGCAUGUGGGAGAGUUUUGCCCGGAAGGGCCAACACAGGUCUUUCAUGGCAAACUUGUGGGCAACAAUUGCAGGGCGUCAUUUAAAGACCCACAUUAUCCAUUGCCAAGUGCUCCAAGUUUGA
Molecule: messenger RNA, 1293 nt
Organism: Triticum turgidum subsp. durum (durum wheat)
Lineage: Eukaryota; Viridiplantae; Streptophyta; Magnoliopsida; Poales; Poaceae
Source: the annotation of a GenBank genome assembly